UCUAUUAGUGCAAAUUGGAAAACUAAUCGAAUUGUCACGUGUUGUCCAUUUAAUGAUAGAAUUCAUGAAUAUUCUCGCGAAUCUUUAGCAAUUUGCUUAUAUUAUGGAUGAACAAUCCGAAAAAAUUGGAAGAUUAUGGACGGUUAGUAUCGCUGUUCCAUCAUCGAUUGUUGAUAAUGCUCAAUCAGCCGAAUUGAAAUCAUAUCUUGUUGGACAAAUUGCUCGUUCAUUGGUCAUAUUUAAAAUUGAUGAAAUUAUCAUUUAUGAUGAAUAUUGUAUUCCUGGUACUCCAGAACAAGUCAUUCUUGACAAAAGAAAAGAAUCAAUGGUUCAAGCUAUACGAAUUCUAGAAUAUCUUGAAUGUCCUCAGUAUUUACGACGACAGCUGUUUCCCAUACAAAAAUAUUUGCAAUAUGCUGGUUUAUUGAAUCCGCUAGAAGCACCGAAUCAUUUAAGUUCUAAAGAUCAAUGUCCAUAUCGAGAAGGUAUCGUUCUUAAUAAGCCACAUAAACAAGGAUCAUUUGUCAAUAUUGGUCUCAAACAGGACUGUCAAGUGGAUCGAAGUUUGCAGCCUAAUGUUCGUGUUACAGUCAAGCUUGAACCAAAUUCAAAAAAAUUACGUGGAAAAAUUGUUUCUCCAUCUGAACCAAGAGAAAAAUUGGGCCUUUAUUGGGGUUAUUCAAUACGAAUGGCCAAUUCUUUGAGUGAAGUCUUUGAUGGCUGUCCAUAUGAAGGUGGUUACGAUUUAAAAAUAGGCACAUCAGAUAAAGGUGACAAUGUGGAUAAAACAAUAAAGAAAAUUCCUUUCACAAGUUCAAUGCAUUCGUUGAUUGUUUUCGGAGGAUUACGUGGUAUCGAAUCGGCACAUGAAUCUGAUGAAUCAUUGAGUCAUGUCCAAGAAACAAGCGAAUUAUUCGAUUAUUAUUUGAACACUUGUCCAAAUCAAGGAUCAGAUACGAUUCGUACUGAAGAAGCCAUUUUGAUAACGUUAUCUGUAUUACGGCGUCGUUUAACUGAACCAGGAAGAAAAACUGUAACAAAAACAACAAAACAAAUAAAUAAUACAUCUUCAUUUACCAUGUUUGGAAUUUUCGCCUUAAUUUUGAUUAUAUUCGAAAUUCUUUUAUUUACUCGAUCGAUAUUGUUCAUAAUAAAUGAGGAUCCUUCAAUGUUAAAUGGCUUUGGAUGGCAAGAAACAAGUCAUUUAUUAACAUUGUCCAUCUCAAGGAUCAUCUGCUUUUUACUUUGGAUAUUUUUUAUGAAUAGUCAAUUAUCAUUAAUACCAUGGAGUAAAGAUCAAUUCGAAUUAUCAAUGGAAGAUCCAAUGACUGAAGAAAUCACAUUAAAUCCUUGUUCACCAAUAUAUAUUGGAAGAAUUAGGCAAAUCAAUCGAUAAUAAAAACAAAUCCCAUCAAAUAAUACAUUCAACA
Messenger RNA from Dermatophagoides pteronyssinus (European house dust mite), 1430 nucleotides. RefSeq names its product 28S rRNA (uridine-N(3))-methyltransferase. NCBI's taxonomy places the organism in Eukaryota, Metazoa, Arthropoda, Arachnida, Sarcoptiformes, Pyroglyphidae. The record is from RefSeq and is a predicted model, not a curated record.